Messenger RNA from Gasterosteus aculeatus aculeatus (three-spined stickleback), 2039 nucleotides. RefSeq names its product Rab geranylgeranyltransferase subunit beta (gene rabggtb). The record is from RefSeq and is a predicted model, not a curated record. Gene Ontology annotation, biological process: protein geranylgeranylation. Gene Ontology annotation, cellular component: Rab-protein geranylgeranyltransferase complex. Gene Ontology annotation, molecular function: Rab geranylgeranyltransferase activity. Lineage: Eukaryota; Metazoa; Chordata; Actinopteri; Perciformes; Gasterosteidae.
GGUGUCAUGUUGUUCUUGCUAUAGUUAACGUUAGUCACUGUAGUUUGAGAUAACAUUGCCUCAAUACAUCGAAGUGUUCACAUAUCUUCAUUCUAUCCAGCUUCAGCGCCACAGUCGACCAUUAUUGUGUGAAAGCAGCUAAAAUGGUACCCAAGUGAAAGAUGUCAUCAUUAAGCCCGAUGCUCCCAGCACGCUGCUGCUGGACAAACAUGCCGACUACAUCGCUGCCUACGGCUCCAAAAAGGAUGAUUAUGAGUACACGCUGUCAGAGUACCUGAGGAUGAGCGGCAUCUACUGGGGACUGACUGUGAUGGACCUGAUGGGGCAGCUGCCCCGCAUGAACCGGCAGGAGAUUGUCGACUUCAUCAAAUCCUGUCAGCACGAGUGUGGAGGCGUCAGUGCCAGCAUCGGACACGACCCCCACCUCCUCUACACCCUCAGCGCCGUCCAGAUCCUUUGCUUGUAUGACAACGUGGAUGCGCUUGAUGUGGACAAAGUGGUAGAGUACAUUAAGGGGCUGCAGCAGGAAGACGGCUCAUUUGCGGGCGACAAAUGGGGGGAAAUAGACACAAGAUUUUCCUUUUGUGCGGUUGCUACACUUGCAUUACUGGGAAAGAUUGACUCUAUAAAUGUUGACAAAGCCGUGGAGUUUGUCUUGUCCUGUAUGAACUUUGACGGCGGUUUCGGCUGCAGACCCGGUUCAGAGUCUCAUGCUGGUCAGAUAUACUGCUGCUCUGGCUUCCUGUCGCUCACCGGUCAGCUGCACCAGGUGAACGCUGACCUGCUGGGCUGGUGGCUCUGCGAGAGGCAGCUCCCGUCCGGAGGCCUCAAUGGACGCCCAGAGAAGCUUCCAGAUGUGUGCUACUCGUGGUGGGUCCUAGCAUCCCUCAAAAUCAUUGGGAGGAUCCACUGGAUCGACAAGGCCAAGCUGCGUUCAUUUAUACUCGCUUGCCAAGAUGAGGAGACCGGAGGUUUUGCCGACAGACCGGGAGACAUGGUGGAUCCUUUCCACACUCUGUUCGGAGUUGCGGGUCUCUCCCUCCUCGGAGACGAACAGGUCAAGGCGGUUAAUCCGGUCCUCUGCAUGCCCGAGGACGUCCUUCAGAGGAUUGACCUGCAGCCUGACAUCCUCAGCUAGUCAUCAUCAUCACCCCCCCACACACACACACACACACCCACCCACCCACUCACAAAGACGCACUCUGCUGAACAACCACGGCUGGAUGUCAGCAGCAGAGAGCCGCACACGCGUCUCUGUGUCAGCUAAGGUCUACGGAUACCCGUUUUGAGAUGCAGGACUUCGUCUCUGCUACCUAAAGCCAAAAAGAGUUGUGUGCAGUGGUGAGCUGGUUUCUCUGUCUUCAAACCCUCAACCGCUCAAUUGUUAUCGGCCAGAAGACGGAGACCAUUGUCUCUCUCUUUUUAAUGUGCGUGAAUGACAAAGAAGUAUUCAAUCUCUCUAUUGAAUUGAAAACACAUGUGUGGAACAGACGAACAUGAGCACGUUUGCUCAGUGGAUUCCAUGUUUUGUGGCCUGAGACACUUGACCGGUUUGAAGACGUCACAUCUUUCUUUUUUCUUCGUUUGUUUUGAACUAGUGCAAAACUACUACAGCUGUGGUAAUUGGUAAGACCUGGCGAUGCAACAAAGUAGUGUUGAUGUUCCUUCAGCUGUCAAUCCAUGCAGAUAUUGUGCUUUUUGCUGGACCUGGUUAAAAAAAGGCAGUAUUUUUGUUUAAACGUACUCGUGAGAGUAUAUUUAACGUCUCAUCCACACUCACAGCUACACUAUUUAUUUAGAUCCAUGGUACUCUGCUGUAUUUGGUGAUGCAGCUGGGGGUAAAUGCUUCAGAUUCCCUCCCAAACUGAAAUAUUUCUUUUGGGUUUUUAAUUCUUGAGUGUUUUAACCAUACUAAAUUGGUUAAAAUGUUGUUUUCUUUGUAAUGCCACACACUUGUCUUACUGAAAGCAAAUUGUAUCUGUUGUUGGAUAACUGUUCAUGACAUCAUAAUAUAAGAUAAAUAAAUCAAGUUGAAUAUA